UCAAUUAUCUUUGUGUUUUGCCAAAAUAGUGAAUUUUUUGAAUUAAAAUAAAUGAAAUAAAACAAAAAUGAUUCGUUUAAAUAACCUUACGAAAAUCAUAACACAAAGUCAUUUAACCAAAUCAUGGCGUAACUAUGCCGUUAAAAAGAACUUACGUCUAACAAAUCCUAACGAAGAUCCUUACGAAAAACUGCCACCCGAAACAAGACCAAAAAUCAUCUUCAGUUCAUUCCUUGAGAAACAAAAACCUCUUCUAGGAUUCAAACGAAAAAAGAUCCUAGAAACUAAACUCCAACAAGCAGUCGAACGUGAUAAAGUGCUAAAUUUAUCAGUACGAUCGUUCCCGGUUUCGUUGGGAGCACUUCAAUCCUACAAAGAGGACGAAAAAGAAGAUGUGGAUGAAGAAGACGAGGAACUUAAGAAGUUAAUCGAGAAAUGUGAUGAUUUGGAAAACCGCCAUGAAGCUCUACGUGAGCAGCAGAACCAGCCGCCAUUGAAAUGGAUGAAUGACUAUGAAUUCUAUGGAAGCACAAUUGACGAAAACGGUGAAGCCGAUUCAAAAUAUGGAACUCCUGACCCUUCGAUACCAGCAUCAAAAAUACCAUGUAAUGGAUGUGGAGCUCAUCUGCACUGCUCCAACAUAGUUACUCCCGGCUAUAUCCCUAGUGAAAUCUUUAAAGGACGUACUAAAACCGAACUUCAGCAAAUUGUGUGCCAGCGUUGUCACUUCCUCAAGAACUACAAUAUCGCCUUAGAUGUCGAGGUCACAGCCGAAACCUACAUCAAAACACUUUCCGCUAUAAAAGAUAAAUUUGCUCUUGCAAUUCUAAUUGUUGAUCUCUUAGACUUUCCUUGUUCCAUUUGGCCGGACAUGCAGAAAAUUCUCGGCGAUAAACGUCCGAUUUUUGUGAUUGGCAAUAAAGUUGACCUUUUACCCAAAGAUUCACCUGGCUAUUUGGAUCACAUAAAAUCAUGUUUAAAAGAUGAAAUCGUCAAGAGUGGUCUGAAUGCAAUGAACAUAAAGAAUGUAAGUUUAAUUUCAGCAAAAACUGGUUACGGCAUUGAAGAGCUCAUAACACAAUUACAAAAAAUUUGGGCUCAUAAGGGUGACGUUUAUCUUGUGGGUUGCACAAAUGUUGGCAAGAGUUCGUUGUUUAAUAUUCUUUUGAAUUCUGAUUAUUGCAAGCUCGAAGCCACGGAUUUGGUAAAGAAAGCUACGACAUGUCCAUGGCCGGGAACAACAUUACAAAUGCUGAAAUUUCCCAUUCAACGACCAUCGGAUUUCAGAGUCUAUCAUCGAUUCCGCAGACUUUUCUCAGAGCGAGCCCAACGAGCAGCUGAGUUUAAACUCCGUCGAGAUCAAGCUAAUGAAACAGGAAGUGUUAAAGCUGCAACAUUGGUCGGUCAUAUUGGUAGAACUGUAAUCGAUAGAAAAGAAUCUGCGGACAUGUUUGCCAUGUCAUCUGGUUGUCAGCCAAUUGAAACACUCAACGAACACAGGAAAGAAUUUCAAAAGUGUCAUUGGUGUUUCGAUACACCGGGAGUUAUGCAACCAGAACAGAUUCACAAUUUACUAACAACGGAGGAACUGUUGAGAAUAUUCCCUACACAAAUGAUUGCCCCCAGGGGAUUCCGUUUGAAACGGGGGAUGACAUUGUUCCUGGCUGGUUUGGCAAGAGUUGACUUCGUAGAUGGAGAUAUUGAUUCAAUUAGAUUGCCGGUGUAUUCAUCCCAUGAACUUCCCAUCGUUAUAACUCCAACGGAAGAUGCCGACGAAGUCUAUCGAGAGUACCUUGGAAGUGAGCUCUUUGGCUUGCCUGUUGGCGGCGAAGAACGUUUGAAGAAAUGGCCAGGUCUUAAAGCCUCCGAAGAAAUAACCAUCUAUGGAGAAUCCAGGGACUCAGCCACUUGUGAUAUCCUGCUCUCGUCUGCUGGUUGGCUAGGAGUACGGAUCCCAGUGGAUCGUUAUUGCGUAUUCAAAGUCUGGACUCCAGAACGACGUGGCAUCUUCAUCAGAAAUCCUGCACUGAUCCCCAAUGGCGAUCAAUUACUCGGCAAACGGGUACGUGACUCGAUAGCGUAUAGAAUAGGCAAACCAUUUGUUAAAGUUUAUUAAAGUGUAAUUUUUAUUUAACAUACAA
This is a messenger RNA of Eupeodes corollae, 2141 nucleotides long. RefSeq names its product nitric oxide-associated protein 1. The record is from RefSeq and is a predicted model, not a curated record. Lineage: Eukaryota; Metazoa; Arthropoda; Insecta; Diptera; Syrphidae. Gene Ontology annotation, molecular function: GTP binding. The transcript is spliced from 10 exons. The coding region runs from base 68 to 2116 and encodes 682 amino acids.